UUUAUACAUAAACAUGGAAAAGAGCAUGUCAAGGAUGAAGUCAAGGCCCAAUACAACACUUCAAGACUUCGAACUCCUCCAUAAACUUGGAGAUGGAAGCUACAGCAGCGUUUACAAAGCAAAGCGAAUCGCUGACCAACAAAUCUAUUGCAUCAAGAAGGUCAAGCUAUUCGGGCUCUCUGAAAAAGAAAAACAAAAUGCUCUAAAUGAAGUCAGAAUUCUGGCCAAAAUCAACCAUCCUAACGUGAUUCGAUAUAAAGAGGCCUUCCUCGAUCAGGAAGGGUCUGCCUUGUGCCUCGUCCUCGAAUAUGCUGAUGACAAAGACCUUUACCAGAAAAUCAAAACUAAAAAGAUCAGUGACCAACCAUACUCAGAAGAUGAUAUCUGGUACAUCUUCCUACAGCUCUUGAAGGGGCUGAAAGCACUCCAUGAUCUGAGGAUCAUGCACCGAGACCUUAAAAGCGCAAAUGUCUUUUUGAACAAAGACCUCACUGUCAAAUUAGGUGAUAUGAAUGUCUCAAGACUUGCUGAUACGAAUGGUCUUAAUUAUACCCAAACAGGAACUCCUUAUUAUGCCUCUCCUGAAGUCUGGAAAGACAAGCCCUACGACUUCAAAAAUGAUAUCUGGUCCCUAGGGUGCGUCCUGUAUGAAGUCACUUGCCUAAAGCCUCCUUUCAAGGCUCCUGACAUGGAACAGUUAUAUGAAAAAGUUAUGAAAGGACAAUACCCAAGAAUCCCAAAACAAUAUUCCCAAGAUCUAGCGAUUGUUAUAAAAAGCAUGCUCCAAGUCAAGCCAAAGUACAGACCCACUAUAGAUGAACUACUUUCUCAUGAUAUCAUAAAAUCCCGAAUGAACGAACUCAACCUCGAAGAUCCUGUAAGUGAGGAUUCUGUAGAGCAAUUCGCACUUGAAGAUCUCAAUAAUAAUUACACUCAUGACCUCCCUCUCCCAAAUUAUGGCCCUAGCUGUAUUGAUAGGGACAUCUUGUGCACCUCUGAACAAGUAAUUAAAGAGCCCUUGAACCAGAAAAAUGUGACUAUAGAUGAUUAUGACAUGGCAAUUAUCAACAACUCUAAACCUCUAUUCCUCCACAAGAGUAUUGAAGAGUCUACAAAUGCUAAUUCCAUCAAUAUGCUAAGCGGGAAAAAGUCUAUUCCCGGAUCAAUAGCCUCAAGAAAGCUGCUUUCUUCCCUCAAAAAGCAUAUUAAAAAGACUAACCGUUAUAAAUCCAGUGCUAGAGUGGACAACAGCAUGCCUUAUCAUUUCAAAGACACUUAUAAAGACCUUCUACUGUUACAAAAGUCAUCUAAGGACAGUCUCAGAAGCAUUAGCCAACGAAAGUCCAUUAUAAACAACAAGUUCAGGCUGAAAUACAAGUCUAAAUAAAUCAGAAGACCCUUCCAAAGAUUAUGUCCUCAGUUCGAUCGAGCACAGAAUGAAGAAAAAUAAAGAUUCCCUCCGCAGAGAACCUAAGGAGCUGACCAAGGUGAACUGAAGCAGCCAGAAAAAGCUGGAGAAUCGGAAUUCGACUGAUAUCCUCAAAAUCCCUCACAAAAGUCCGAAUCAGAGCGAUCACAGAAUGAGCUUCAUUGGCAAAAGCCUCAAAAUUAACCCUAAAGGAGACAAGGAGAUAUCUCCUAAAGUAAUGCAGAAGAUCUUCAACAAGAUCGACAAUCAUCUUGACAAAUACUCUGUGAAUAAGUCUAGUAGCAGGAAUAUCUUAUCCAAGAAAACCAAAGAUAGAUCCCUCAUACUUCCAAGUCUCAGUAAGAGACCUUCCAACUAUCAAUCAAUCCAGAGCAGUGACGUGAAACACACCAGGAUGAAGGAGAAGUCAUUGAACUACAUCAGAAGGUUGCCUACCAACAGGAAGACAAAGAAGCUAAGCGCUGUGCCUAUAAAGGGAACCCCAAUUUCCAAAAGAAAUCUCAAAGUAAAAAAAUACCAGCUUGACAUUAGCAACUCAAGCAGGGUUUAUGAACCCUCUGCCCAAGUAGACGAUCAUAGAGAAUUAAAGAAUAAGAGCUCUUCCUUAAUAGGAAGCAACAAGAAUAUUCUCCAUGAUCGCUUCAGGAAGCUCUUGAGAGACAGCAAGAAACAACCUGUAGGGCUACACUGAGUAUAAUCCCUUCAAUA
Molecule: messenger RNA, 2137 nt
Organism: Moneuplotes crassus
Lineage: Eukaryota; Ciliophora; Spirotrichea; Euplotida; Euplotidae
Source: the annotation of a GenBank genome assembly